Messenger RNA from Penicillium pulvis, 357 nucleotides. RefSeq names its product tannase and feruloyl esterase. Lineage: Eukaryota; Fungi; Ascomycota; Eurotiomycetes; Eurotiales; Aspergillaceae. The coding region runs from base 1 to 357 and encodes 118 amino acids. The record is from RefSeq and is a predicted model, not a curated record. The transcript is spliced from 2 exons.
AUGAGCAUCAACCAGACUGAUCCUGGUUACUACUCUGCUAAGGACUUCAAUCACGCAACCUUCUACAAGAGGGAAGCUAAGCAAGGCAUCGGUAUUGGUAUAGAUAGAUUCUCUAGACUAUUCUUGACUCCCGGCAUGCAACACUACUACGAUACUUCUACAACAACGAAUGCAUCGCGGUAUAUCACUGGUCCCACUCAAGCCAGUGCUCUGAGUCUGUCUCUGUACAGUGUGCCUGGUUACAGCGAUGUCAAGCAUGAUAUCCUUCUUGCGCUGGUGAACUGGGUAGAAAAUGGAUUGCACCUGAGUACAAAAUCGGUACUCAAAUUCACCGAAACUCUGGCUAUUGAAAAGUAG